This is a messenger RNA of Hemicordylus capensis (graceful crag lizard), 2900 nucleotides long. It is a transcript of the gene ATG10, whose product is annotated as autophagy related 10. Gene Ontology annotation, biological process: macroautophagy; protein lipidation; protein modification by small protein conjugation. Lineage: Eukaryota; Metazoa; Chordata; Lepidosauria; Squamata; Cordylidae. Gene Ontology annotation, cellular component: intracellular anatomical structure. Bases 297 to 1184 code for a protein of 295 amino acids. The record is from RefSeq and is a predicted model, not a curated record. Gene Ontology annotation, molecular function: Atg12 transferase activity. The transcript has 10 exons.
AUGCAGAGGAGGAAUUUACUUCUGCGUUUUUUUCUGUGCCGCGCCCACCCUUCCCUCCUCCAAGCUCCUUCUAUAGGGGAAAGAGAAAGAGUUCGCUCUGCGUCUUAAUAUCUUGGAGGGAGGCGGAGAAGAGUCCACAAUGAUUAUGAAAUGGUUGAGUAACAAAAUAAGAAACAUCUAUGUCUGGAAACAUGGUGGUUUAGAUUAUUCUUCAUAGAAGGUCAUCUGUUAUCGGCAAGCAAGUGGGGAAAAUGAAUGGUUUUAUGAGUUUAAGGAGAUAAUUUGGAAGGAGAGACAUGACGUCGCUUAAUUUUGAUGGGGAAGAUGACUUUUUGGAAGAAAAUAAAUUCAAGCAGUAUUGUGCAGAAUUUAUCAAAUACUCACAGAAAAUGGGAGACAAUUGGCAAUGGAGAAAUGUAAAGGACUCUGCCGAUGGCUAUAUGAGUAAAAUACACUUCCAAGUAAAAGGCGGAGGCACUUCACCAGACAUAGGAGAGAGAGUGAAUGAGAGUGAUGAAGUAACAUUUACACAUGUUGAGGAAGGCCUAGAUGACUCUCAGGUGGCUGGAAUCCAUACAGCAUCAGAAGUGAUUCGCUAUGAAUAUCAUGUUCUGUACUCCUGCAGCUACCAAGCCCCUAUACUUUACUUUAGGGCAUGUUUUUUAGAUGGAAAGCCUUUAACUCUGGAUGAAAUAUGGGAGAGUGUUCAUGAAUGCUACAGGGAACGCCUCUGGCAGGGGCCCUGGGACACCAUUACACAACAGGAACAUCCAUUACUUGGACAGCCUUUCUUUGUACUUCAUCCCUGCCGGACAAAUGAAUUUAUGGCUUCAGCAUUAUCUACUUCACGUAAAGAAAACAGAGACCGGCGGGAGUGGUCAGGGAGUGCUGCUGCUGUAGCUGCUACUGCUGGGAGCCAGUUCAAAAGGAAUCAGGCUAGAGAUGCGCUCAGGAAAGGUGCUGAAGGAGCAGCCCAAGAAUCAACCCUGCUCAAAAUCCAGAGAAAGGCAGUCUUGCCAGCGCUCUCCUCCUUCCCAAGCAGAUGGCGGCUGCUCCGGGUGGGUCCGACAAGGAGUACUAACUACAUAAUCUCAUGGCUGAGUAUUGUAGGCCCAGUGGUGGGUCUCAAUUUACCUCUGAGUUAUGCAAAAGUCAUUUCGGAGCAGAGUACAAGUGCUGAUUGAAGAGGAUCUGUAGAGAAUAUGGUUAAUGGUGAAGUAUUCAGACACAAAGCUGAAGUGAAUAACAUGUCUACCAAGCCGUCCAAUUCACCACAGCAGUCCCAGCAAAGGACAUAUUUCAGUGACACAAACACCUCCAGUGUCAAGCUUAACAACUGUUAAUCAUGACUAAGCUGAGAUCUAACAGAUUUUGAUUUGUGUGGCAGUGGGCUAAUAAUUAGUCUUGUUGGGCUAAUUAUAAGUGGACAAAGACCCUUCUUUGCCCAAAAUUGAUAGUGACUGAUUUGUGAGAACAGCUUUUGUGAAAUAAUUCAACCACAGUAGUAUAUAUACAGCCAACGGAAUUGAAGCUCUCCAGUGAUAAGGUUAUCCCACCUUUAAUGCUGUUGUACCAUAUACAGCUAGUGGAAGGAGAAACCCAUGUGCAAAAUGGUUCCUUUGUUCAUAUUGUAAUUUAAAGGGGCUGGAGUUGCAGAUAUAUCUGUUUGGCUCCCCAAGAGGCCUCGGCAGUGGAGGGGAUUUUCAGAGUCACCUGAUUUCUUUUCCUUUCGCAGGCCAGCUUCCCUUGGCAGCCUUUCCUCCACAGUCCAAGCUCUGGCUGUCAGCUGCCUGACUUGUCUGCUCGCCAUCGUCCACCUCCCACUGCCCUAAUAUCCCCUCCCUCCACACAGUACCCUUGUAAGAGCCUGUCAUACUCAUGCUCUCAUGAGAGCUCUACAGCCCAUCUACUGGCAACUUUCGGUACUCGGCCAACCGUGCGUUGUGGCUUUGUUGCCACUCCUGGGUUUUUUGAUGUGCGCCGUCUGUGGAAUGGGCAGCGGUGCUGAGAGUCACAGCUGAGGGUGGAACUGAGGGUGAGUCUACAGGGCCUCCUCCAAUGAUGAGGAGGGCAGCAUAGAUGGCGGUUACUUAGCAUAUCCAUUGGCAACAAUGGUAAAUUGCAAAUAUACAGGUUGUUUCUGUGUAUUGUUCUGUGUAUUUGAACCACAGGUUGGUUUUACCUUGGUAAAAUGCUGGGUUAAAAAGUCAGGCUACCCUCUUCUGGAGCAGCCAGGAGCCCUCUGCUCCUGGUGCUCCAGACAACAUGAUCUGCCUGGGGUAAAGUGUCAUGAGAACAGCCUCUAUAUGUAUGCAUGCUAGAAAGUUACAGUUGGCGAUAGCUUUCCAACUUAUGAACACAGGGUAAUAGUGUGUAUUUGUUUGUCGAAGAAAGUUAUAUUCCUCGCCUUCCUCAUAAACAUGUAGUGUUCAGAUUAAAAUUAAAUUCAUGAAAACACAAUAAUUGUUAAAAUUCUCUAGUUGGAAGGGAAUACAUGGUAGCUGUAUAAUGUCAGAAAGUAUUUUGUCUUUCCAUGAAGCAGUUAUUGUUGAGUUAAAUUAAUAGUUUGGGUCAUACCCGUGCUUAGUUUAUAAGUAUUAUCUAGGCAAACCUCCACUACUAAGUGGAUUUCAAUGAAUAAUGAUAUUACUAACAAUGAAUAAUAAUAUGACUAACUCUAAUGAAAAGCAAUACACCGCAGUGUAUAGUUAUACCAGCCAGUUUCGAUUCCUUUUCUACAGGCCUUUUAAAAAAAGGUAAUUUGCUUAGCUGAUGGAACCAAUUUUUAUGUUAAAUCAAAUAUUAAAAUAUUCUACUUAAUAUAUAAAUAGGAAAAUCUGUAGAGUUGUUUUUUUUAAUCAGUUCUUAGACGUACUACUUGUUAAAUGGGUUUGCCUUUA